AUGAUACUUCCCACAGAGGCUGAGAGAGUAAGGAGGUUUGUUAAGGGGCUGAUUAUUCCAAUUCGUCUAGGAGUUUCUCAGGUUGCUGCUUCUGGUGUUCCAUUCCAGAAAGUGGUAGAUGCUGCUAAGGAGUUGGAGAUGAUUCGACGUGAGGGAUUUGAGCAGCGAGAGGGCAAGAGGACUCGUUAUUUAGGUUAUUAUGGUGGUGCUCCGCCUAGGAGUCGGGGUUACUUGAGCAGAGGUUAUCACCCUCAGUCCAGCAGACCCAUUCAUGCUGCUAUACCAGCGUCUGAGGCUGGUUACGCUGAGCAUAACUCUUCGAGCUCGGUACAUACUUUGCAGGGUUCAUCUUCUAGACCUGUAGUUCGUGGAGGGCAUUCUGGUCAUUCGGGUUCCUCUCAUCAGCCUGCGUCUCGUAGGGGUUGCUUUGAGUGUGGUGAUAUGGGAAACUUUGUGAGACAUUUCCCUAGGACCAGACGUGGAGGCUUACGUCAGGGUUCUCAGGCUUCGACUUCCAGGGCUGCACAACCUCCAGCUAGGGGUGGUGCACAGAAUGGUAGAGGUGGUUCUCAUUCAGGUAGAGGUGGUUCUCCUUCUGGUCGAGGUGGUGGUUGA
Solanum lycopersicum (tomato) is the source of this 615-nucleotide messenger RNA. NCBI's taxonomy places the organism in Eukaryota, Viridiplantae, Streptophyta, Magnoliopsida, Solanales, Solanaceae. The record is from RefSeq and is a predicted model, not a curated record.